AAUACAGCAUUCUUUAAAACAGUGAAAAUCCUUAUAUUCAUUUCUCAUGGGCUAGAGCAAUACAAUCAGUCAUUAUGAACAGUUUUAGUAUAAUUAUUUCUUCUAUCCUUUAUUCUGUCUUAAAGUAAUCAUUUAAUUAUCUUCUAAUGGAAAGUGAUAUUUAGAAAGUCCAAGUCAGUGUUGCUUAAAAAUAGAAACAAUAACCGAAAAUAGUUUAAUACGAUUGCAUCACAUGGUUGAUUUCCAGACAUCCUGACUUGCUGGCUUUUUCCGUUCCCCUUGACUGACACCCGGGGGUCUCAUGCACUUCAAUGCCUGCCUUCCCAUUGCCUCAGCUGUCCGUGGUUCUUGGACUGUUAUUGGUACUAAGGAGCAGACCGUCUGUACUCAUCAGGUUACUCUGUGUCACCCUGAGGUUUAUUUUAGCUCCAACAUGAAACAGAAGCCCAAAAUGCCACAUGAAAUACUAAAGAGGAACUCUAAAUGGACUAAAUCCUGGGUGUGUUUAGAGCAUCCCUCUUGCAAAGUCAGAAAUUGUUUGAUGCAUGAGGUGUGGUUAUACUGUGUUUUAAAAAGCCUCGGCAAGAACAUCUAUGCUGUUUUUUCUUAGAAGAAAUUCUUAAGAUAUUACUUAAAGCCCCUAUAAAUAAUAUAGAUGAAAUUAGAAUAUGUUAUCCCACGUUUGCUAUAAUAGUAAUGGAUAGAAUUGCUUUACCAGCAUAGAGAGUUAAAGUGUUUUGCCCUUGUAAUGUAGAGUGUGUAUGACCCCAUUACAGUAGUAAAUUGUUUGGUGUUAAUGUUCAGUUUAAUUAUUGAAUUUUCCUCUACACCCAUCUGCAGAAUAGCUAUGUGACCUUAAGCAGGUUUGCAAAAUGAACUUAGUAAUAUCUGCCCUUACCUAUCUCAGAGUGAUUUCUUGAUUUAAAAAUGAGAUAGCAUCCGUGAAAGCACUUGAGAGGUAAAAGUACUCUAUGAAGGCCUAGUCUUAGUGUUCUGUUCUCUUCACUUUUAAUUUCUUUCUCUUCCCACAACAAUGUCCACCACGAGCUGAUUUGAAUCAGUGAACUCUUCUAAACCACCUAAACCCAGAAUAAAUGGUAAUAGGUGACUUGUGUCUUGUUCCCUCACAGUUAUUUUCCCAUCCCACAGCUUAAACUGGAAGGAUGAAUGUGUAAGUUUUAAAUUCACUUUUUGUCUUUAAUUUAGUCAUCUUUUUGGUAAGUGUUUAUUUCUGUCCCCCCUCCUGCCUCCACCUCCCGAGAGAUUUGCAUAAAUCUCAUGUAACAGUUCAACAAGUGACUAAUGUAGACUGGGCUUGCUGAGUUCCUGAGUCACUUUAUUAUGAAACACUCAAAGUUGAACAUCUAUAUAUAACAAUGAGGAAAUAAUUUAAAACAAUUUAUACUUUCUGAUCUGAUGGUUUUAGUGACUAACUCAUCAGGCCAGAGUGAAGAAGGAAAUUAAUGAAAAUUCACAAAGCCAGACAAAAUUAGCCUGAAAAGAAAGUCUGAAUAAACCACAAUCACCUUUACUUCCUUCUCCCCCUUUUCUAAGCAGUUGGUGUUUGGUUGGUAAGAGUGUUGGCCUGGGAAAAAAGAUCUGGCUUCUACUCCUUGUUCUGCUGGGCUGUGACCUUGGACAAGUCAUGUAACUUCUGUACUUGAGCUUCCUCAUUUCUAAAAUGAGAGUAAUAAUGUAUUUUAUCCUACCUACCUCACUGGGCAAUUGUAGAUAAAAAUGAGAUUACAAAAUAGGAAUGUGACCCCCAAAAAGAUAAGUGGUUAUAUAAUUAUUACAUCCUGACAGUCCUCAUCUGACAUCUCAUAUCUGAAUGGCCACACUACUGAAGAGUGAAGGAGGAAAGGUACAUUCCCAGUGUUUGGAUAUCUGAAUUGAAUCACGGAAUACAAUUCCCGAUAGAAAUAACAUUCGAUGGGUAGGUUUCCAGGCCUGCCAAUUAAAAUGAUUUAAUCAUAACAGUUCAUGGUGAUCCAAUUCCUGUAAAACUCUAAACCCAUUGGAGUAUGGGUAUCAGUUUGGUGUUUAAAAUGUUCUGGAGGACUUAACCUCGGUCUGGAUGGUGGUGAAUUCACCUCUCUUCUGGCUUCCCCAGUUAGUUGAUACUUGCCUAGGGCUGUUGAUGGUUUGAUUUGGAAAUGUCAUCAGUUUCUACUCCAGUCCCCUGGCCCUUUGACUAAGAGAGUCUGAAACAAACUUUCUUUGCCCCAGGUAAGGGAUGAGGAGCGAGCACUCUUGGAACUCUGACCCCUUGGAUGAUCACAGUAACCUUCGAUCCCAAACCCCCUGAGAACAACAGGGACCAGGUAAAAGAAGAACGUCCAGAAAAAAUACCAGAUCUAAAAUUGUUAGUGCAGAAGAAAUUUUUGGCUCUACAGGAUAAGAAUUCUGAUGCAGACUUUCAAAAUAAUGAAAAAUUUGUACAAUUUAAACAACAGCUGAGAGAACUGAAGAAGCAAUCAGUGAAACCUAAAGAAGAUGGAGGACACAAUGAGUUGGACAAGAUUAAGGAUAAGGAUGGAAGUAGAGCAGGCAAUGAACGAGACGGUCUGCAAGCAGACAGAGAGGCUGAUGGAACAGAAGGAGUUGAUGAAGACAUGAUUGUGACCCAAAGUCAGACCAACUUCAUCUGCCCCAUUACACAGAUGGAAAUGAAGAAGCCAGUGAAAAGUAAAGUGUGUGGCCACACCUAUGAAGAGGAAGCCAUUGUUCGCAUGAUUGAGUCCAAGCACAGGCGGAAGAAAAAGGCCUGUUGCCCUAAAAUCGGCUGUAGCCACACGGUGAAGAUGUCGGAUCUCAUCCUGGAUGAAGCCCUGAGAAGGGCAAUCGAGAACCACAACAAGAAAAAGCAGCGGCACUCAGAGUAGGAAAGCCUGCCCGCCUGCAGGGCGCCGCAGCCUACCUCCAGCCAGCCUUCUGAGCGAGCCCUGCCUGCCGGAGCACUUCCCACUGCUGCAGGCACACUUCGUGUGGGUUCAAGCCUGAAGGUUUUAGUGUAACUCGAAGCAUUUUUCUAUGUUAAAAUAAAAAUUCAAACAUAUUAAAUUGUUUAUUUUUGUGUUCUAUAAUUUUAAAUAAAACUUUGAUUACCUGCA
Molecule: messenger RNA, 3113 nt
Organism: Equus caballus (horse)
Lineage: Eukaryota; Metazoa; Chordata; Mammalia; Perissodactyla; Equidae
Source: RefSeq, a predicted model, not a curated record